UUCCAGAUGAAGAGGGGCGAAGAUGUCAUUUCCUUUUUUCCUCUCUCAUAUGUGCUCAUUCAUACACAACAGAAGCUGAAGAAUCUUCUGUCUUUUGGGAAGGAAUAAAAGGAAAUGGUGUUUCAGCUUGCUGGCGUGAUUUUCUGGUUAAUUACAGUGUGAUGCUUUUGAACAUGUGUAGACCCCUUUCAUGAACAAAACCUCAACACAGUGAAGUUGAAUUAGAGUCAAAGCAGGCAACAAAAGUUUGCUUUUGCUUCACACCAGGCAACCUAGUACCUGCUGCCUAAGAGAUGAUAACAUGGUGAAAUUCAUUCAUUCCAUGGCUAAAGGGCAAGCGCUCGGAUUAUAGAUUCUAUCAACAUCAGAUUUUCCAGAUGUAGUUUAAAAGGUCUGUCUUCAAUUAAAUGUGAUACAAUUGACAACAACUUUACUGCUCUGUCCAGAAAGGAAUUCAUCUGAAAAGAGGUAUCUAGCUGCAGUGGCUAGAUUUCUUCUCAACAGCCAUUGUUUGCCUUGUGUGAUUUAGAAAGAGAACAGUCGAGAGUAUUCGAAGCUGCAACUGCAACUGAUGAUUCAUGAAGCACUCCGCUGAAGCUGCCCUCUAGAAUACAACAUUAAAGGUGAAGUCUUCAGUGCUCAGAAUAAAUGGAGAACAAAGAUCUGCCUCUCAUCGCAAAUGAGUUUCAGGAAAAUGGAUCAAUGUAUGAAGAAUCACUUGAGUUUGAUGGAAGGAAUCUCUCAAAGCUGAACCUUUGUGAAGAAAGGCCAGCUGGAAGGCGAGGGACCGCAAGCAAUUUUUGCAACCACUGGAACUCAAUGGCAGGGAUGAAGUGUGCGAUAGUAGUCCUGUAUCUCCUGGUUUUCCUCAUUUGUAUUGGAAUUAUCAUUGUUGCAGUUCCCAGAUAUCAACCUCCACCUUCUGAUUGGAAAAUAUUAACAGAAAACGUCACAAACUUAGGUGAAGGCUUCAAAGACAUGCGUCAAACAAUGGAGCAGAAGGCACCCAAGGAAGAUGUCAUGGAUAAUAUUUUCAAACUGCAGGAGCUUUUCCAGAAUCACACAAUCCUAUUCCUUCAACUGAGUCAGUCUGUCCAGAAACUGGAAAACAAGUUACAGAGUUUUGAGGCACGCAUGGAUGACAUUAAUGCAUCUGUGAAUGAUUUAGAUGAUGAUUUACAACAGUUCAGUUCAACAAAUAGACAAGAGAUAUACAAUUUGUCUAUAAGUAUAAACAGUGCACAGGGUACACUGCGACACCAACAAGCAAACUUGAAACAAAUAACAUCAAAUGUAGGAAAUCUUAGCAGGCAGGUAAAGGAGGCACGUUGGACUCUAAAUGCAGUCAAUGGCACCUUCACAGAGGAUAUAAGCAUCCACCAUACAAGUCUACUGCAGCUUCAAAUACAAGUUGCAAAUGUGUCAGAAGAUGCAAAAAUAUUGAAAGUCAUUCAGCAAAAUAUAGAGAAACAACUGAAAGAUGAGGUAGCCAUACUCAGCAAUGUCACAGAAGACCUGAGACUGAAAGACUGGGAACAUUCAAUUACCCUGAAAAAUCUUACCUUAGUGCAGGGGCCUCCUGGGCCAAAAGGUGAAAAGGGUGAUGACGGAUUGGAUGGACUUCCUGGACUCACUGGUGUAGCUGGGAAAAAAGGUUUACCUGGCUUGACAGGAGCACCUGGAAUACCAGGCCUCAAAGGAGAUCCAGGAGAACGUGGCCUACCUGGAUUUUCUGUCAAAGGACAAAAGGGAUCAUGGGGUCGUAGAGGUGAGAGAGGAAGAAAAGGAGAAAAGGGGGAGAAAGGUGAUCAAGGAGAACUUGGACCUAUCAUAAGACUGGUGAAUGGAUCAGGACCUCAUGAAGGCAGGGUGGAGGUUUUCUAUGACCAGCUCUGGGGAACAGUGUGUGAUGAUAAAUGGGACAAACAGGAUGCUGAAGUGGUCUGCAGGAUGCUCGGUUAUAAAGAAGCUUAUGAAAUUCACACGGCAAAUAAAUUUGGUCAAGGUACUGGUCAUAUCUGGAUGGAUGACGUUGCUUGUACGGGAGCUGAGGAGACGAUUCUUCAAUGCAAAUUCUCAGGAUGGGGAAAAACUAACUGUGGGCAUGCAGAGGAUGCAGGAGUAGUCUGCAAGAUUGACUGAUUUGGAAAGGGAAUCAUUGAUCAUUUAAACAUUUUCAUUUUAAAUGGUAUUUGUUUCUGCUUUGAUUUCUCUUUUAUUGUUAAAAACCCUGUUAAAAGUAAACCCAUUUUUCAUAAUUUAAUCAUUUAUUUCACAAUAUCUAUGAAAAGCAGUUAUAUUCAAGAAAUAUUAUGUGUGAAAAAGACCAUUAUUAUAAAUAGUUAUAUUGUUUGAUAAUCACAAUUCUUUGCACUGAAGAAUAUGGACCCAAAUUUUAUAGUUCUUGUUACUGGCAUGACUUUGAAAAGCAGCAAUAGAAGAAAACGUUAUUACUGUCAUUUGUUCCUUCCAUUAAGUUGGUGUUGAAUUACUAGCUAUAUGUUAGAAUGAUCUGGGGUAUAUUGGCAGUCCAAGAUGUUCAAACAAAACCUGCAUUUGAUAUAUGAAUAUUUAUUUUUCCAAGAUGGCAUCUCAAAUAUUCCAUUCAUUAACAGGGUUGACAUAAGAAUUAUAUCCUCACCCAGAGCUCAUUGCAAUUUUGUCUAAGAAUUAACCACUUUAAGUGAUGCAGUGCUGCAAUAUCCAAAUCCUGCAACAUAACUUACAGCAAAGGAAUGAACUGAAUUGUGCUGGUAGCUUCUCACAUAGCAUGUUUCUAACUAAAGGGUAUUAGAACAUAGGACAUAGGAUUGCAGACUAAGUUAUUGACCCCUCAAGAUUCUACCACCAUUCAACUGGAACACAGCUGACCUGCACAGCAAUCAUAAUUAUCUGCCUUUAUUCCAGGGAAUUUAUUUUACAAGAUGCCAAGGUAGAAGCCCAGGUGAAAAACAGCUGGCCUGCAGCGAGUUAACAGUCAAUUGGCUUGAAAUAGACUGUCAGUGGAGUUUCCAUGUUUUAGAGAUAUGAAGUUCCACUUAAAAUGCAGCCAGCUAAUCAGAUGCCAAAUGUCUUCCAUGACUAGCAGGGGCACCAGGCACAGAGGUCAUUCUCAAUGCUUCAUUCAUGAUCAAGAGACAUUCAGUGGUGGAUCGUUGGCUCUCGCAACUGGAUGUGGCAUUUGCAGUAUGAGAGGCCAUAAAGUGACGGACAGUGGUAACACAUUAGGAGCCAUUCUAUGGACCCAGGGGCAUGUUAGAUGGUGCCCUUCCCCUGUCCAUCCCAACCUAUACAGGGAAGCCUACGAGUUUAGGAAGAGGUGGCCUCUCUUGUUGUUUGUAAUCUCAUCAUUUAAGGGUCUUAAUCAGCCCACUGGUGGCUGGCUGCUGAAUGCCUCUCCCUCCACUGCUAAAACCACAGGAGGGGCAGGGACAAUUGGGUUGCAGUGAGCAGGCUGGCAAUCUUUAAACAUCUUUAAACAAUCUUUACACUGGUAGGACAAUGCAAAGUCCAGAACUAUAUUUCUGUUAAUUCUAAGAAACAAAUAUUAUCUCAAACUUUGAAAGCUUAAUUGACACAAGAUCCACAGACUUAUGGGAGAUUGCUACUAGUUUCAUCAUGAAGUUCUCUCUGAUUAUAUUAAAGAAUUGCUUGGCUUUAAUUUUAAGGUUAUUCACUUUUGUUCUGGAUUCUCCUAUCAGUAAAAAUAAUUUGGAUUAAAAAAAUUAUCAGUCUCAUGUUCAGAUCCUGUGAUCGUGAAGCAUAAUUAUCCUGAGCUUGGACAAGUUGAGACAGACAGCACAUAAGCUUCAGAUGACUUGUUCACCUCAAUGAUUAUGCUGUGCAGCCCAUCCAAAACAUGCUUCUAACUGACUGCAACUUAACAGAGAACUUAGGAACGUGUGAUAAAGGCAACUCACUCUCUUAAAGGAGAAGUGCUUUCAUGCUGCAGCAGCAGUUGCUGGAACUGGAACAGAAAGUGUUGGAGGUAAGAUAGGAAGCUUCAAAUGGAGCAACCUGAAGCUCUAUCUUCAUAAAACAAUCUCUACGUAUCUAGGAUUGGCUUAGUUAACCUUCUCUGGGCUGUCUCUAAUAACAGUAUAUUUUUCCUUCAAUAAAGGGCCCAAAACUGUUCACAGUAUUUCAGCUAUGAUCUGAUUAAUGCCUCAUAUACUUUCAGCAAGACUUCCCUACUUUUAUACUCCAUUCCCUUUGAAAUAAAGGCAGACAUUCUUGCUGAAUUUAUAUGCUAGCUUUUCUGCAUGAGGACUUGUAAAUCCUUCUGUGCUGUACCUUUUUGCAGGUGUUCUCCAUUUAAAAAAAUAUUUAGUUCCUCAACUCUUCCUGCCAAAGUGUACAACUUCACAUUUUCACACAUUAUGUUCCAUCAGUUAAAUUUUUGACCAUGUCCUUAACCUGCACAUAUCCCUCCUUGGACUCUUUCUAUCAUACUUAACAUUUGUUUUCAAACCUAUUUUUGUAUCACCCGCAAAGUUGACUAUUGUAUAUUCAUUUUUUUCGCGUAUAUCAUUAAUAUAUAUUGCAUAUAAUUGUGGUUCCAGCACUUACCCCUAAGACACUCUUCGAGUUGCAUCUUGCCAUCCUGAAAAUGCCCCCCUUAUCCUAACUCUCUGUCUUCUACUAAUUAGUCUGUCAGUCUAUCUAUCUAUCUUAAUGUACUUCCUCUAACACCAUAGAUUUUUGUCUUAUUAAGUUGUCUAAAGCAUGGUGUCCUAUCAACUGCCUUCUGAAAAUGCAAGUAUAUUAUUUCUUCUUUAUCUAUCAUAAUUGUUACCUCCUCAAAAAAUUCUAAUAAAUUUGUCAGGCCUAAUUCCUCUACAUGAAGCCAUGCUGUCUCAGCUUGAUCAUAUUAUGUGUUUUAAGAUGCUUUCUAUUUUAUUGUUAAUGACAGAAUCUAACAAUUUCCCAAUGACAGACAUUAAGCUAACUGACCUAUAAUUCUUGGUUUUGUCUUGUCUUUUCAUGUUUUCUAAUCUUCCGGAAUGCAGAGUCCAAGGACUCUUGGAGGAUUUCUACCGUUGCAUCCACUAUCUCUGCAGCUACUUCCUUUAAUAUUCAAGAAUGCAUCCCAUCCAGUCCAGGGGACUUACCAGUCUUUAGCCCCAUUAAUUUCCCUGGUCCCUUUUCUCUUGUGAUAGUUAUUAUAUUUGUUUCCUCUCUUCCUUUUACCCUUUGAAUAUUUAUAAUUUUGAAAUACUAAUAGUAUCUUAUACAGUGAACAUUGAUGCAAUGCAUAUAUUCUACUCCUCUGCCAUUUCCUGGUUCUCAAUUAUUAUUUCUUUGGUUUUGUUGGGUAAUGGUAGAGCAAGCAUGAAGAGUCAAGUGACCUGCACCUGCAACAAUUUUCUAUGUUGCCUUCUCGAAGAGCCGAGUGUAACUUUGGUUGCUCUCUCCUUUUAUGUGUAAAGAAGCUCCUGCUGAGCAUCUUGAUAAUAUUUGCAAAUUGAUCCUCGAAAUGUUACUCCUUCCUCUUUAUUACUUUUUGGUCAUCUUUUGUUGGUUUUUAAAAUUUACCCAAUCCUGUGUCUUACCACUAAUCCUUGAUGCAUUGCAUUGUUUUUCUUUCAAUUUGAUACUAUCCUUAAUUUCCCUGGUUAAAUGUGGAUGAGGAAUAGUGGGGGGGGGGGGGGGGUUGGGAAGAAAGGGAUGAUGUUACCACAGGAGACUAGAAGGGUCUCAGGACAAAUCCUCUGUAUGAAGUGGGGCCAGGUAGGCAGAAAGGUCAAUUUCGGGGUCUGCCCAUUAGCUUAGUGACUGGUAUACACUGAUACUUGAUCUCCUUGCUGCUCCACAGUUCUUUUUCUUUAAUAUUCAUUCUUAUGAUAUGGGUGUUACUGUUAUUAAAUACCAUCAAUUUUGCUGGAGGAGGUGAUGGUGUGCUGUCCACUUGAACCAUGUGGAAAAGGUAGUUCCAGAGUAUUUUUAGUUAGGCAUCUGCAGGAGUUUGGUCCAACAAUGAGAGAACAACAAGUUUAAUUUAUGUAGCACCUUUACAAUAAUUAAACAGCAUAACAUGCUUUAUAGGUGUGUUACAUAACAACGUUUGACACUAAACUACACAAGGAGAUAUUCAGCAAGAUGAUUUAAAGGCUUGGCAAACGAGGUAGGUUUUAAGGAGAGAAUGGAAUUUCAGACCUUCGGAGUCAUGCAGCUGAAAAUACGCCUGCUAAUUGUGGAAAUAGUUAAAAUCAGGAAUGUAAAUAGAACAGAGUUUGAGAAAUCCAAUGAUUGGGAUGUGGAGAGUGUUGUCAAGCUACAAAACAUUACAGAGUUAGGGAGGGGCAAAGCCUUCAAAAGAUUUGAAAACAAGGAUAGUGCCAUAUGUGGGACAGAGAAAAUUCACCUGACAACAACAUCGCUUCAAAUUUAUGUGCUAGCAAAGAGACAACCGAGUGCCAUGAUCACUUAUGUGCAAACACAUGCAUCUCCAGGUCUUUUACCUUUUGUUUGCCACUUCUUUAUACCAUGCCCUCCCCACAAUAGCAAAGAUAUCUGAUGAGUUAACAUGCUUCUUAAUAUAAGCCAGAAGCCAGUUUUAUUUCUCUGCUUUUCUUUUCUCCUAUUUACUUGUCUCCAACACUUUGAAUUUAAGGCAAUUUUUGUUCCCUACACACAUGUAUUUAUAUGCAAAUAAGAUUACAUGUUAAUAUUGCAAUUGGGAAAUUGGUAUUAAACCAAUGCAAACUACAGUGAAAGUGCUUUACAUAUUAAGGUAAACUUUCUCUAUCUGUCUUACCUUGACAGAUACGAUAGGGGUUUAUGAUAACUAUUUUACUGUAGCACUGAGUUCAAUUCAGUAAUAAUAGUGAUGAAAGCACUUACCUAUUGACUUUUAGAACUUGUGAACAAUUUUCAGAGCUUCACACAUUAAAAUGGCCACUUUCUGACAAAAUAAUGCUGUAUAUGAAAGUCAUACCUGUUUAAUUGUGAAGAUUUUGAUUAAUUUCCACUUUUUUCAUACUUUAGUCAGUUUUUGUAUCUGGGCAGUGGCAACAUCUCAGUACUCUGCUGUUCCUCCCUCUGUAGCAUUGAUUUUUUUUCCAAUCACAGUUUACAGAUAAAGAACUCACUUGAAAACUUACCUCAGGUUAUACAAAAUAAAAAGUGAUAAUAAUUUUGAUGGUCCUCCACUUCUUUUAAUGUGAAAACAAGGUAAUCACAGAAUGACAGGAGUGUUAUGGCACAGAAGGAGACCAUUUGGCCUAGUGUUCCUGCACUGGCUGUUCAAAUGAGCAUCAUUACCUGAAACUUACUUACAAGAUGGCGGUAGAGUCAGACUCCUAAGCCAGAACCCGUCUGCUCUGUCUGUUUCUUUUAUUUUUCUCUCUCUCUUUUUUGCAUUUUCUUUCUAUUUCUUUCUACCUCCCUUCCUCAGGCAGCAUCAGUGAUGUCCGGAGUAAAAGCCAGCAUGGACUCCCGGUUCAGUCCAGUCUGGGUUAGAUGAACUAUUAUUCUGAACACUUAAUUCUCUAUUUUUCUAAUUAAUUGCUGGAGUUUUAAAUUGCUUUAUUUUUCUGAUUUUUUUCCCUAAGAAUUUGUUCUUAAGAAUCUGUAAGUUGGUACCUAGGAUGGCAUUAUAAGUGACGACCUGUAAACUUGUGAGUACAUGUGAUAAUAAAGCUAAUUCUAAUUCUA
Molecule: messenger RNA, 7656 nt
Organism: Chiloscyllium plagiosum (whitespotted bambooshark)
Lineage: Eukaryota; Metazoa; Chordata; Chondrichthyes; Orectolobiformes; Hemiscylliidae
Gene: scara5
Product: scavenger receptor class A, member 5 (putative)
Biological process (GO): zymogen activation
Cellular component (GO): plasma membrane
Molecular function (GO): serine-type endopeptidase activity
Source: RefSeq, a predicted model, not a curated record